Molecule: messenger RNA, 1671 nt
Organism: Acytostelium subglobosum LB1
Lineage: Eukaryota; Evosea; Eumycetozoa; Acytosteliales; Acytosteliaceae
Exons: 2
Coding region: 1-1671 (556 amino acids)
Molecular function (GO): protein binding
Source: RefSeq, a predicted model, not a curated record
AUGAAGAGAAUAUCAAGUCUAUACUCGAUUGGUACAAAGUAUCAUCAGACAUUGGUGGCUACAUCAUCAACAACGAACAUCAACAACACCAACAACAAGAAUGGAAGCAAUACAAUUGCAUCUCGCAAUGGCCAAUUCCCCAGUCCUCUGAAGAAGAUGUCACCUCGCUCAACGACCACUGUCAUUGAUGGCACUGCCACUCAGCAGCAACAACGAUCCUACUUUACAAAGACUGGAAAGUCAUUAUUCCAAGCUGGCAACAACAACAACAACAACAGCAACAACAGUAGUAUAAGUGCAACAGGAACAGAUAAUACAAAACCAUUCAAGAAUGAAGUGGUUCAAUCAUAUUCAUUGGAGGAGUUGCUUCACAAGGCUACAGAGAGUAGUAAUGCUGGACGACUUAGUGAUGCCAUCUCCGAACUUACAGAUGCCAUUGGACUUGAUGGAGCAGAUCCACGUGCCUACGGUUAUAGGGCAGAUCUUCACUUUCACCAGUCCAAAUUCAAAGAGGCCAUUCAAGACUACAAGAGGGUUCUUGAGUUGAUGCCAGAGAGUCUGCCAUGUCUCUCGUCACUUGCAGAGUGUUAUGCAUCCACCAAUGAUUUUGAUACUGCAGUCAAGUACCUUAGACAAAUCUUGGCCAUUGAGCCAAAUUAUCUACCAGCACUCGGAUCACUGAGUGAUAUAUAUUUAAAACAGGGCAAUGUCGAUGAAACUUUGUCUCUAUGCAAGAGGAUUGUUGCAAUCGAACCAAGCAACUUGAGUGCUCUACUUCAGUUGGGUCAUGUCGCCUUCAAGAAGAAUUCACUGGACAAUGCCACCAAGCUCUACGAACAGGUUAUUCGUCUGGCCAAGGAGAAGGGCUAUGAGAAUGUGACUCGUAUCACCUCGUCCUCCAGUGCCGGUCCAGUUUUGAAACUAUCCACCGAAUUUAACCCUGCCUACUCUGCCGCCAUCUGUUUGAUCUCGAUCGCAGAGGUGCAGGACAACCCAGAGAAGAUUCUGGAACACUCCAACCUGGCACUAAGCAUCCAUCCAAAUAGCGGGCAUGCAAUGACCAUGAAGGCCUCAAUGUUGUUGCGCAAGAAACAGCCCGAGGAGUCCCACAAGCUUUUGCUCAGAGUUCUGGAGCUAGAGCCAAACAAUCAAUUCGCACACAUUGUUCUUGCCGAUUGCCUCUUUGAUUUAAGGCGAACACAGGAGGCUCUCCAAAAGUACAAAGAGGUCUUGGCUGAGAUGCUCGAGCGCGAUCGUCCAGAGGAGAUCAACACCAAGGUGAUGCUGCUGCACAACAUGAUGUUGGCACAUGUUACUUUGCUCAAUGACCUGCCCGAGGUUGAGUUGGAAGUAAAGGCAGUCGUUGAGGAGGAGCUGUCCAAGGAGAUCACUGGCAAGCCACAGAACAUGCAGGAGCUGUCAAAGAAGGCGAGGGCAAUGGCAAAGGUACUGACAGGUUUUCCUGCCCAGACCAACCCUAACGCAAUCAAGUACAUCGAGUUCUCGAUUCAGGCCCUUCUACACAUUGCUUUGACCGCUAACGAAUCUCUUCAGAUUCGCCACAACCAAGCCAUCACAUUGCCCAAGGAGAAGUUGUUAGACCCAUUGGACGAGAUCAUACUCUACUACUACGAUCAUAUCUUUACAUCAUUUGGACUCAACGAUACAUAG